AACAGAACAACUCAAGAUGACUUGUGAUUCCUGUUCUACAUGGGAGCCAGUCUGGAUUGUCCCUGCAGAACGCUACAGCUUCCUUCCCUCUUUAGUGUUCUUGGCUUGUGGAAUCGUAAACCUCGGAGGAACCUUGGAUGGAAAUACUGACACAAAUUUAAGAACUUUGAUGCUUUCAGACUUUGAAUUUUGAUUUGUUAAAUGACCAGGAAUAAGAUACUGCCUGAACAAGAUGAAAUGCCUUGAAGACCUUUGGUUCUGCUCUCAUUUCUCCUGAAGCAAUGGUUUUCUCAGCAAUGUUGACAUUGGCCCACUCUGGGACCUCAAAUGCUACUUUUAUUGUUUAUGAAAAUGCAUAUACGAAUUUUACCACUCCACAAUUCUUGCUUCGUAGUGGCACAACACAGCCGUCGAGAUAUGGUUCAGGUGCUGUACUCACCACCGAGAGAAGUACUUUUCUGGUAAAUGCUACAGCUGUCCUGCCUUCACAAGAAGUUUUCAGGAGCUUGAGUUUGCCAUUCCAGAUCAUUCUUUCUGCUGCUAUGAUAUUUAUCCUAUUGGUUUCUUUCCUUGGAAACUUUGUUGUUUGCCUCAUGGUCUACCAGAAGGCAGCUAUGAGAUCUGCAAUUAAUAUUCUCUUAGCAAGCCUGGCUUUUGCAGACAUGCUUCUGGCAGUGCUGAACAUGCCUUUUGCUCUGGUAACAAUCAUUACCACUCAGUGGAUUUUUGGGGAUAUAUUCUGCAGAGUCUCUGCCAUGUUCUUCUGGCUUUUUGUCAUAGAGGGGGUAGCCAUUCUUCUUAUUAUUAGUAUCGACCGAUUUCUUAUCAUAGUUCAGAGGCAAGAUAAACUGAACCCUUACCGUGCAAAGAUUCUCAUUGUGCUUUCUUGGGCGGCAUCUUUUGUUGUUGCUUUUCCGUUAUCAGUAGGGAAUCCUAAUCUGCAGAUACCCUCAAGAGCACCUCAGUGUGUCUUUGGCUACUCGACAAGCCCAGGUUACCGAGCCUAUGUGGUAGUUAUCUUGCUAAUUUCUUUUUUUAUUCCAUUCCUGGUAAUGCUGUAUUCUUUUAUGGGCAUACUCAACACCGUCCGCCACAAUGCAGUUCGUAUCCAUAGCCACCCUGAUAGCAUAUGCCUCAGCCAGGCCAGCAAACUUGGUCUCAUGAGCUUACAGAGACCUUUUCAGAUGAAUAUUGAUAUGAGCUUUAAAACUCGUGCCUUCACAACCAUCUUGAUUUUGUUCCUAGUCUUCAUAGUCUGUUGGGCACCCUUCACCACUUACAGCCUUAUAGCCACAUUCAACAGCCACUUCUACUACAAGCACAACUUCUUUGAGAUAAGCACUUGGCUCCUUUGGCUCUGCUACCUCAAGUCUGCACUGAACCCACUGAUAUACUACUGGAGGAUUAAGAAGUUUCAUGAUGCAUGCUUGGACUUGAUGCCCAAAUACUUCAAGUUUUUGCCACAGCUACCUGGCCAUACAAGACGGCGCAUUCGACCAAGUGCCAUCUAUGUGUGUGGGGAGCAUCGGUCAGUAGUGUGAAGCUGCAGUUAUUUGACAAUGAUUGUUAUUUUCUGGGUUUGUUUUAGGCUUUAGGUUGAAUUUUAUUUUGUUUAAUAUGGCUUUUUCAGUGUGGCCAUAUCUUAUAACCUACUUAAUUUUCCCAGUAAUUAGUGCAAUUUUGGGAGGUAAGCUAGAGGGAGGGAAAGUGGUUAGUUACAGUUGGGUUUACUACCAGAAUACAAUGUAAACAAAAUAACAAAUGUUACCUCUAGGAUUCCAUGGAAAUCCAUUCUUUUAAAUGAAAAAUACAUUUGUAACAUUUUGUCAGGUUUAGGCUUACUAGGCCUGCAAUUGCAUCUAAUUGUAGGGACUUUUUUUUAUGCUGCUAAGAUACAGUGUAUUUAGUUAGUGUAAUUUCUCUGAAAAAUGUUGCUGCUGUCUGCCAAUACAUUGGAGCCAA
Melopsittacus undulatus (budgerigar) is the source of this 1962-nucleotide messenger RNA. It is a transcript of the gene GPR63, whose product is annotated as G protein-coupled receptor 63. The transcript has 3 exons. The record is from RefSeq and is a predicted model, not a curated record. Gene Ontology annotation, molecular function: G protein-coupled receptor activity. Lineage: Eukaryota; Metazoa; Chordata; Aves; Psittaciformes; Psittaculidae. Bases 282 to 1541 code for a protein of 419 amino acids. Gene Ontology annotation, biological process: G protein-coupled receptor signaling pathway. Gene Ontology annotation, cellular component: membrane.